This is a messenger RNA of Sceloporus undulatus (fence lizard), 819 nucleotides long. It is a transcript of the gene MRPL53, whose product is annotated as mitochondrial ribosomal protein L53. The record is from RefSeq and is a predicted model, not a curated record. The coding region runs from base 56 to 397 and encodes 113 amino acids. NCBI's taxonomy places the organism in Eukaryota, Metazoa, Chordata, Lepidosauria, Squamata, Phrynosomatidae. Gene Ontology annotation, cellular component: mitochondrial large ribosomal subunit. The transcript has 3 exons.
UUUGCAGGCGGCGCGGGGGCUUGUGGGAAGUGGAGUUUCCCUUCCCGCUCUGAAAAUGGCGUUCGUUCUGCCCAAGAGGGCGGGAGUCUCGCUGAAGCAGGUGAAGAGCGUCCUGGUCCAAUUCUGCCCUUUCGAGGCCAAGGUGGAAAGCACCAGAAAUUUCCUUCAGUGCCUGCAUGUAAAGAAAGCAUACACAUCCAAUGUCAACUGUGAUGUGAAAACAGAAAUAAAACAUGAUGGAUCUGAACCAGUAAUUGACAUCACAUUUGUUGACGGUGAGAGGCUGAUUAUGAAAGGAGCCAACUUAACAAUCAGAGAAAUGUUACAGGCGUUCAACUCUCGGUGUAUGGCUAAAGAACUUGUGUCACAAGAGAAGACUCAAAAAAAGAGUUCCUGAAACCAAACAAAUGAAUAGUUAGCAUGUAUAAUAUGAACACAUGAAAAAUGGCUUGCAAAUUCCUCAUUCUUGAUGACAAGGACUUUACCAAUAACUGAAGGAAACUUGGAGUGAAUGUGGUCAGAAGCCAGAGUGGUUCUGACACAUGAUUUCUAUGAAACUUUGGUUAAAGAUAAAACUAAUGUAGUUAUUAUUCAAACAUCCAGUGGCUUCAAUUGGGAAAAGAGCUCAAUAUAUUAAAUUCUGUUUGUCCCAGUGAGUUGAUCAACUUCUUUAUUUGUCCACACAAAUAUUAAUUAUUAAGAAGAAUUUAUUAAUCUAGGCUACAGAUAAGGCCUAACAGAGAACUGAUCCCCCCAAAUACUAUACGUUGUAUGUGCAAUAUGUUAUCUUGAAAUAAACUCUGAUUGAAAUCUUCAUAA